CGACGCGAACCAUCAUGUCCCGCCGACAGCACCCCUUUGUUUCCAAUCUGCUAGCUCCUGUUCAGUUUAGCAGGUCUCGAAAUCAAAUCCUUGAGUCGAUAUUUUACAAUGGUCUACCUUAUUCAAGGAAGCUCUCUGCACAUACAUCAUGUGUGAAUUAUCUAGCCUUUUCAUCGAAUGGUGCCAGGUUCCUUGCGAGUGGUGGUGACGAUCUCGACAUACAGAUUUGGGACUUUCAUCAAGACAAUAUAUCCCAUCCAUGUCAUACAUGUGUCGGGCAUACGAGGAAUAUCUUCACGAUGACAUUUUCUGCUUCAAACAAAUACUUGUUCUCUGGUGGAACUGAUAACAUGAUACACAAGUUUGAUGCGACACAAUUCCAUCUACCGCGAUCUCCAGAUGCUGAACGGCCAUUAGACAGUUUAUCUUAUCGUAACACGAUUCGCAGUUUGUCGUGCCACCCCUUCCAAGAUGAAGUGUUCCUCAGCGCAAGCGAGAGCGGACGUAUUAUACUGCACGAUGAACGAACCUGGCGCAACCCUUCGACACGAGCGCGAGAUAUUAUCCAGGUUGAAACCGAAGUCUGUGAUGUCAAAUUUCAUCCUACAAUGGCGAAUGUCUUCGCCUCCUGUGAUUCCAAGGGCACGGUAUGUCUACGCGAUGUGCGUCUAGGCUUCGGGCCUGCGAAUAAGCGCAUGAAUCAAGGUGUUGUUCAAGUGUUUAACACCAAAAUAUCCAAGGGAUCUAUAGCUCAUUUGAGUAACCCUGAAUCCAGUAGCAUCACUUUCGACCGUGAUGGGACAAAGCUGGCAGUCACCAUGCUGCAUCAUUAUCCUACAAUAUACUCGGUGUCAGAUCCUAAUCCAAUUGCCCUCUGUAACGUCCAAACCCUUCCUGAUGGUUCGCCCGUACUCCCUGGCCAGCGCACAUACUCCAACUCAUGCACAAUCAAACAUGGUUCUUUCGGUGGUUUAGGAUUCGACAGCGAUGACUUCUAUUGCGCAGGAUCGGAUGAUUUCUGCGCAUAUUUGUGGAAGAUUCCAUCAAUAUCUAGUCUUGUGGAACGAAGGCAGGUUGUGGAUCCUGACGAAUGGUCUGGCAAUCCUGUUUUUGCUGAUACGACUGGUUACGCUUCCGGCCUGCAUGAACCUAGAUAUGUCCCAGUCAAUAUAAAGACACCUCUGUGUCGACUUACAGGGCACAACUCCAUCGUCAACACAACUCUCGUACAUCCGGAUUUUCCAUAUAUUGUGACAUGUGGCAUUGAGCGCCACAUCUUUCUUCACUCUGCUACGCCUUCAACACCCUUCUCGGAUGGUCUGGAAUCCACGCCUACCGAAGUCCGGUCUUUGUUGGAGCAGAGCACCCAUGAAGAAGAUAUCGAUGUUCAUAAUCUUCUUAUUGGCGUCGAGCCAGUAGAUUCUGGAGACCUUGAAAGUAGCACUAUAUCCUUAUUUGACGGAAUUUUGAGAGCGGAGGGGGCGGCAGAUCCCUUUCAGAUUCGAAGGUGGUUGCCUGAUUCUGAUUCGGAGUCGGAGGAUGAGUCGAGUGACUGAGAAACCGCCGAGGAUAUCUGUGUCAUAUCUGUUUAUUGCACUAGGUCAUUUUGGGCCAGCCCUGGUACGAAGGAAAAAUCUGUGGCCGGUCUAUCGCCUCAUGGAUGAUCUACGGUUAACCAUACGAGGGAAAAAAGUUUCCAUAUUUGUCUCUAGACUUCUCGAUAUCCGAAUAAUAAUAAUGUCAGGUAUGUUAGUAAUGUGCAGAAGUAACGAAAAAAGAUAGCGACGCAGCUAGGGGAUCAAUACCAAAUGCUUCUCGUACGAUGACAUGGCACGAUGUCGUCGGUCUGAAUGCCCUCAAUCU
Molecule: messenger RNA, 1863 nt
Organism: Guyanagaster necrorhizus
Lineage: Eukaryota; Fungi; Basidiomycota; Agaricomycetes; Agaricales; Physalacriaceae
Product: WD40 repeat-like protein
Exons: 14
Coding region: 15-1556 (513 amino acids)
Biological process (GO): negative regulation of fatty acid biosynthetic process
Cellular component (GO): Cul4-RING E3 ubiquitin ligase complex; cytoplasm
Molecular function (GO): protein binding
Source: RefSeq, a predicted model, not a curated record